CUACUGUAAAGACAUGCAAGGGCCGGGUCCUCAAAAAACCGUCGUGGUUCGUAUAUAGUGACAUUGGACCGGGCCGGGCCUUUAAAAUAAAAAUAAAGGACCAUCCUUCGUUUUCGUCUGGAUACGAGCAUGGGGUUUUAGGGUACUGUGGUGCGUUUAGCGUUAUAAAGUGGCUCGCCAUCGCUAAAAACCAAUGUGUUUCGACGGAGAACGGGAUCCAAUAAAACGCAGCGUGGUCCGUUGAAAUUCGAUUUAUGGAUGACGGAACGUUGCGCAUCAGACUAUACGUCUAUACCGGAGUACCUAUUGGAAAAUGGAAAAUGUGGGCAAUGGGCAUAUUCUACCUUCAUAUUAUCAAUGUAGGUAUAUCGUUCUUACCUACCUCAAUUGCGCCUGCAAAAGUCUACAAUUUGCGUGCGUUUAAGAUUAUAACCUUUUAAAAGAAGUACCUAGUUAAAAUAAGUUAUGAAAAGUUAGUUGGUUUGUUUAUAAUAUAACCCCAUGGUUAUAUUAUAGCCAUGUAUAUUAAUUAUCUAGAGUCGCACAUAGUUUAUGCUAUUAGAAUCCCUACCUUUAAUUUUUUUCCAUUUUGAGUUUCAAAUAUUAUACCUAUAUAGAUAUAGUAUUAUAAAUCUAGAGGAUAUUUAACUUACAUAAAUAUUUUAUUUGAAAACUAAGAUAAAUCGUUCGAAAACAAUAACAAUUCAGAUUAUCCAAAAGUGAUCAAUAAUCGUCUAAAAUAUGAUGCGUACGAAAAGGUAACUUAAAUAUUAAAUAAUGAUAUUAGAAGUGUUUAUUACCUUCUCGGGACAAAUGCACUUUACCACCCCACGUCAAUUUUUUGAUUUUUCUUUUGGAACUUGCUUAUAUUAACUAUUUAAGAACAAUGGUGCAAUCAGAAUUUGUCGGAAACCAUUAUUUUAGAAGUUAUAGGCGUUAUUCCAAAGUUUGCGUUAUUACGUUUAUACGCAUGCACGCCACACGACUUUAAUGCCGCACGCAGCGCCUAUAAUUAAUUUCAAAUUUUUUUUUUACGUAUUUUAACGACUUAAGAAUGAUGAUGAAAUCACAAUUUGCAUAAUCAGCUAGUCUUGCACAAUCAGCGCUGCGCUCGGACGAACGAAUCGAAAAUAUCCCCAGAUUUGCUGGGUAAAACCCCCUUGGAAAGGCCUCAGAGUUAAACUAAGUUGUUAAAAAGCACAUAAUGUGCAAGCGUUGCCACUCGCUCGCUGUGCUGCGCUCGGACAACGACAAAAAGACAUGAUAAACCAUAAACGUAUAGCGUUGCACUCAUGCGUAAAAAAUGUAAAAUUGCCAACUUCCAAAGGCUUUAACUUAAAAACUAAGUCCUACCGACAAAUUCUGAUUGCACCAUUGUUCUUAAAUAAUUAAAAUGAGUAAGUUCCAAAAAAAAAAAAAUCAAAAAAAUUGCAUGGGGUGAUAAAGUGCAUUUUAGUAAUUUUUAAAAGUGUAAAGAAGGUACAUUAUAUUUUAUAUUAUUCAAUAGAAGCAUGAAUAUGUUUUAAUAACUUAUUUUCAAAUUACAUACUAAUCAGAAUUAGAAUUUAAUCAUAUUAUAAUUUAUUUUAUUUAUAACACAUCUUGAAUCUUAUACCUACCGGAAAAAUAAAUGUAUUUAUCGAAAUACCUACUAAGAAAUCCAUAGGCAACUGAAUAUGCAAUAUUGAGGUUAUCACUUUAUCAGAAAGUAUCUUACAGUGAUAAGUAUUAAAUAAACGGGAAAUUAUUAACUUUCCAGACUUCCAGUAUAGUAUCCAGUGUUAUUGUUUAUACAUAAGUUUAUCUAUGAUAAAUACUUAAUAAAUUUUAAAUAAUAAGAUUAUGUAGCUUACAAUCUACACUCUACAGUAUUAUUUUACUUAUUUUUACCCAUGUAAAAAAUAACAACAUACUUAACUAAUUAUUUCUUUAUUUUUGUUCUUAUAAAUACAUUAUUUUAUAAUAUAUACGCACAAGUAUCUGAACCUUGUAUGCACAUCUUAAUUUUUUUUCUGUUUUGUUGAACCCCAAUAAAUAGUUAUUAAAUAUUAAUUCAUAUAUAUAAACUUAUUAAUUUUAUUUAGUUAUAGUUUUUGUAAAAACAAUACUGUUUAGUACUUACAUUUUUAUAAGAUAUUCAGUGUUUAAUAUAUUUGAAUAAUAUGUCCUCUACAAUUUGCGGUAAAAUAACGGACGAUCCGGGGUCAGUUGCUGCAUUGCGUGUAGCUCUCCAAAUGUUGGCAGAACGUUGUGAAAGGCUACAAUCUCGAUUAGACAUAGUCGAAAAAGAAAAUGUUACUAUAAAAAGCCACUGUACAUGUCAAACAGUCAACAACAAAUCUUCAGAAGUUAAUAUUCAAGAGUUAUCUUGUAAAAAGCAACAGUUGGUUGAAUAUUUAAAAAUUGUUACAAAUGAAAAUCGUACAUUGUGGACAACAUUGUCAUCAUUAGAUAAUCCGGCAGUUCAAUCAAAUGAUAAAAUCAAGCCGAAGAACUCUUUAGCUAUUAUAGACAACUAUAUAAAAUAUAAUGAUGUUGAUUUCAAGAUGGAUUCUAAUUGCAUUAUGGAUACAGAUGAUGAUUUAAUAAGUCUUCAGUAUAGUUCAGAUGAUGAAUCUUGGCCUAUGUUAUUGUCUGAACUCAAUGCAUACAAAGAAAAAUUAACCUUAGCUAAACAUUUACUUGCCGAUCAAAAUGAUUUAAUUUUGAAUAUCACUUCAAGAUUUAAUCUACUUGUCGAGGAAGUCAAAGUUAUAAAGCCUUCAGCAGAGUAUCGAGAUGCAGAAACAUUGACAAAUUCUACAUUUGAUUCCACCACAGCUUGUAUUUGUGGGGUUCGUGCAAAGCCAGAUAACCAUAGUAUAUGUCCUUUAUGUAAAUUAUACAUUGUGGGAGCUGAAGGUGAUAAAAUGUUUGAUAAAUUAGUUGAACACGUAAGCAGUCAUUUUCCCGAUGAAGAACCUGAAACUAUAAUUGAUAGCUUAUCUGGACACUAUUAAAAAUGUUCAUAGCAAUCCAUAAUCAUUGUUUAUAU
This is a messenger RNA of Metopolophium dirhodum (rose-grain aphid), 3034 nucleotides long. RefSeq lists its product as uncharacterized. The transcript has 4 exons. The coding region runs from base 2163 to 2999 and encodes 278 amino acids. The record is from RefSeq and is a predicted model, not a curated record. NCBI's taxonomy places the organism in Eukaryota, Metazoa, Arthropoda, Insecta, Hemiptera, Aphididae.